GGUGACGUGGCUGGCCGAGGUCCGGAAGCGGCGGGUGGCGUCUGGACAGUCACGGCUGGGCCGCCGUAAUCUCCGAUCCUCUCUUGCUGCGUGGCGCCCCCGCCGGCACCACCAUGUUGAAGAAAUUCGACAAGAAGGACGAGGAGUCGGGUGGAGGCUCCAACCCCCUUCAGCACCUGGAGAAGAGUGCAGUACUCCAGGAGGCUCGAGUUUUUAAUGAAACUCCUAUCAAUCCUCGGAAAUGUGCCCACAUCCUCACCAAGAUCCUUUACCUCAUAAACCAGGGGGAACACCUGGGGACCACAGAAGCAACCGAGGCCUUCUUUGCCAUGACCAAGCUCUUUCAGUCCAAUGAUCCCACACUCCGGCGCAUGUGCUACUUGACCAUUAAGGAGAUGUCUUGCAUUGCAGAGGAUGUCAUCAUUGUCACCAGCAGCCUGACCAAAGACAUGACUGGGAAAGAAGACAACUACCGGGGUCCUGCUGUGCGAGCCCUCUGCCAGAUCACUGACAGCACCAUGCUGCAGGCCGUGGAGCGCUACAUGAAGCAGGCCAUUGUCGACAAGGUGCCCAGUGUCUCCAGCUCUGCCCUCGUGUCCUCCCUGCACCUUCUGAAGUGCAGCUUUGACGUGGUCAAGCGCUGGGUGAAUGAAGCCCAGGAGGCAGCUUCCAGUGAUAACAUCAUGGUGCAGUACCACGCACUGGGGCUCCUGUAUCACGUGCGGAAGAAUGACCGGUUGGCCGUCAGUAAGAUGAUCAGCAAGUUUACCAGGCAUGGCCUCAAGUCCCCCUUUGCCUAUUGUCUGAUGAUCCGAGUAGCCAGCAAGCAGCUGGAAGAGGAGGAUGGCAGCCGUGACAGCCCACUGUUUGACUUCAUCGAGAGCUGCUUGCGCAACAAGCACGAGAUGGUGGUAUACGAAGCUGCCUCAGCCAUCGUCAAUCUGCCAGGCUGCAGUGCCAAGGAGCUAGCCCCUGCUGUGUCAGUGCUCCAGCUUUUCUGUAGCUCCCCCAAGGCUGCGCUUCGCUAUGCUGCCGUCCGUACCCUCAAUAAGGUAGCCAUGAAGCACCCAUCGGCAGUGACCGCCUGCAACUUGGACCUGGAGAACCUGGUCACAGAUUCAAACCGCAGCAUUGCCACACUGGCCAUCACUACCCUCCUCAAGACAGGCAGUGAGAGUAGCAUCGACCGCCUCAUGAAGCAGAUCUCCUCCUUCAUGUCAGAGAUCUCGGAUGAGUUCAAGGUGGUGGUUGUCCAGGCCAUCAGUGCCCUGUGCCAGAAGUACCCGCGCAAACAUGCUGUGCUCAUGAACUUCCUGUUCACCAUGCUGCGGGAAGAGGGCGGCUUUGAGUACAAGCGUGCCAUCGUGGACUGCAUCAUCAGCAUCAUCGAGGAGAAUUCAGAGAGCAAGGAGACAGGAUUGUCGCACCUGUGUGAGUUCAUUGAGGACUGUGAGUUCACUGUGCUGGCCACGCGAAUCCUGCAUCUGCUGGGCCAGGAGGGGCCCAGGACCAACAACCCCUCCAAAUACAUCCGCUUCAUCUAUAACCGUGUGGUCCUGGAGCAUGAGGAGGUUCGGGCAGGUGCAGUGAGUGCUCUGGCCAAGUUUGGAGCCCAGAAUGAAGAGAUGCUACCCAGUAUUUUGGUGUUGCUGAAGAGGUGUGUGAUGGACGAUGACAAUGAAGUGAGGGACCGAGCCACCUUCUAUCUGAACGUCCUGGAGCAGAAGCAGAAGGCCCUCAAUGCUGGCUACAUCCUGAAUGGUCUGACUGUGUCCAUCCCUGGCCUGGAGAGAGCUCUGCAGCAGUACACACUAGAACCAUCAGAAAAACCAUUUGACCUCAAGUCUGUGCCCCUGGCUACCACGCCCAUGGCAGAGCAGAGAACAGAAGCCACGCCCACUGCGACAGUCAAACAGCCUGAGAAAGUGGCCGCCACUCGCCAGGAGAUUUUCCAGGAGCAAUUGGCAGCAGUGCCAGAAUUCCAAGAACUAGGGCCUCUCUUCAAGUCCUCACCUGAGCCUGUGGCCCUCACAGAAUCAGAGACAGAGUAUGUCAUCCGCUGCACCAAGCACACCUUUGCUGACCACAUGGUGUUUCAGUUUGAUUGCACAAACACACUCAACGACCAGACCUUGGAGAACGUUACGGUGCACAUGGAGCCCACUGAGGCCUACGAGGUUCUUUGUCACGUGCCUGCCCGGAGCCUGCCCUACAACCAGCCUGGCACCUGUUAUACUCUGGUGGCUCUGCCCAAGGAAGACCCCACAGCUGUGGCCUGCACUUUCAGCUGCAUGAUGAAGUUCACUGUCAAGGACUGUGACCCCAACACUGGGGAGACUGAUGAGGAGGGCUACGAGGACGAAUACGUGCUAGAGGAUCUAGAAGUUACUGUAGCUGAUCACAUCCAAAAAGUCAUGAAAGUGAACUUCGAAGCAGCCUGGGACGAGGUUGGGGAUGAGUUUGAGAAGGAAGAAACGUUCACUCUGUCAGCUAUCAAGACACUUGAAGAGGCUGUGGGCAAUAUUGUGAAGUUCUUGGGAAUGCACCCUUGUGAGAGGUCAGACAAAGUGCCAGAUAACAAGAACACCCACACGCUGCUCCUGGCCGGUGUGUUCCGGGGUGGUCAUGACAUCCUCGUGCGUUCCCGACUGCUGCUUUUGGACACUGUGACAAUGCAAGUUACAGCCAGAAGCUCAGAAGAACUGCCAGUAGAUAUCAUCUUAGCAUCUGUGGGCUAAGGAUCCCGCCUGAGAGUCUUCACUAGGAUUCACUCUGACCUUUCCCCACAUUACAUGGUGGUUGCUUCUCCCACAAACCUGGAGGGCCCAUUCCCCAAGCUGCCGUGCUCAGAAACAAUCAGGAUUCAUUCUGCUUUUUUUUUUUUUUUUUUUUUUAAUUCUAACCUCUACCUAGGACUACUAGAGUAGAUCUUGUUGCCCUACCUGCAAGGGAAUAGACAUCACAACGUAAUAAAAUAUUCAUACCUUUUCUUGAAUUUAUCCCCAUGAAUACUUUUUAUCCCUGUAAUAAACCAGCACGUGUUUCUUAA
Molecule: messenger RNA, 3049 nt
Organism: Jaculus jaculus (lesser Egyptian jerboa)
Lineage: Eukaryota; Metazoa; Chordata; Mammalia; Rodentia; Dipodidae
Gene: Copg1
Product: COPI coat complex subunit gamma 1
Exons: 24
Coding region: 114-2738 (874 amino acids)
Biological process (GO): intracellular protein transport; protein secretion; intra-Golgi vesicle-mediated transport
Cellular component (GO): COPI vesicle coat; Golgi membrane; endoplasmic reticulum-Golgi intermediate compartment
Molecular function (GO): structural molecule activity
Source: RefSeq, a predicted model, not a curated record